Molecule: messenger RNA, 1918 nt
Organism: Quercus robur (English oak)
Lineage: Eukaryota; Viridiplantae; Streptophyta; Magnoliopsida; Fagales; Fagaceae
Product: disease resistance protein RPV1-like
Exons: 3
Coding region: 210-1823 (537 amino acids)
Biological process (GO): signal transduction; defense response
Molecular function (GO): ATP hydrolysis activity; ADP binding
Source: RefSeq, a predicted model, not a curated record
UUCUUCGCCUCACAACAACUAUCUAAAUCUAACAUUCAUUUCCUUCUCUCUGCCUUUCCCAUUCUCUCUCAAACCCAUUGAGAAAUAUCUCUUCAUAAUUUUUCAUUCUCUUUGCUUUCUUAAACUCUUAAAACAUUUCCAAUUUCGUCACAUAUUUCUUUCUCCUCUUUCCCUUAGAUCUUCCCAACCGUCUAUAUAUCCCAAUCACAAUGGCUCUUCUAACUAACAAACGAGCCUUCUCUUCAUCUUUCACCCAACGAUGUAGAUAUGAUGUGUUUUUGAGUUUCAGAGAAGAAGAUACCCGCAAUAGUUUUACUAGCAAUUUGAAUGGUAUUUUGCGUUAUAAUGGUAUUAACACCUUCAUGGAUGAUGAGCUCCAAAGAGGAGAGAUAAUUUCCACUGAACUUCUCGAAGCUAUUGAAAGUUCAAAAUUUUCAAUAAUUGUAUUCUCUAAAAACUAUGCAACUUCCACUUGGUGUUUGGAUGAACUUGUCAAAAUUCUUGAAUGUAAAAAGAAUGGCCAAGUGGUGUUUCCAGUUUUUUACGAGGUUGAUCCAUCAGAAGUACGUAAUCAAAAGGGAAAGUUUGGAGAAGCACUAGCAAAACAUGAAGAAAAUUUCAAGUAUGGCACAAACAAGGUGCAAAGAUGGAGGGCCGCCCUAAAUGAAGCUGGCAAUUUAUCUGGUUGGCAUUACAAAAAUGACCACCCUCAAUUUAGGUUUAUCCAAGAAAUUUUUGAAGAGAUCUCAAGUGCUAAAUUAAAUUGUUCACAAGUAUUUGUUGGUAAAUACCCAGUUGGAAUAGACUCUCGGGUAGAGGAAAUAAUUCGGUGCUUAGAUAUUGAGUCAAACGAUGUUCGCAUGUUAGUGAUCCAUGGUCUUCCUAGAAUAGGUAAGACAACAAUUGCAAAAGCUAUUUUUAACUUAAUUGCAUAUCGUUUUGAAGGAAGUAGCUUUCUAGAGGAUGUUAGAGAAAACUCAAAAACAAAUGAUGGUGUACUCCAACUACAAGAGGCACUUUAUUAUGAGAUCUUAGGGGGUAGAAAUUUGAAUGUGCAUGGUGUAUCCAAAAGAAUCAAUGUGAUAAUGGAAAAGCUUCAACACAAAAAAAUUCUUUUAAUUCUAGAUGAUGUGGACAAAUUAGUCCAAGUAGAAAAUUUGCUUGGAAAAUGCAAUUGGUUUGCUUUUGGAAGUAGAAUUAUUAUCACAACAAGAGAGAAAAAGUUGCUAUCUACUCUACAAGAAGAUUGUCAUUUAAUUUACUAUAAGGUUAAGGAAUUAGAUGAUCAUGAAUCUCGUGAACUCUUUUGUCAACAUGCAUUCAAAAGAAACAAGCCUACAGAAGAUUAUUUGGAGCUCAUACACCAAUUUAUAGGUUAUGCCAAAGGACUUCCAUUAGUUCUAAAAAUAAUAGGUGAUGAUUUAUAUGACAAAAAUUUACAAUGUUGGAAAAGUGCAUUAGAUAAGUACAAAAGACUUCCUAAAUCGGAUAUUCAAGAAGUGCUUAAAAUAAGCUACGAUGGAUUGGACCAAAUUCAACGGGAUAUUUUCCUUGAUAUUGCAUGUUUUCUUAAAGGAUUCUACAAGAAUUUGGUUGUAGAUAUAUUACAAAGUAGCAAUUUUCAUGACCCAUACUAUGAUAUUGAAAAACUUAUCGAUAAAUCUCUCAUAGUUGUUGCAAAAGAUGACAAAUUAUUGAUGCAUGACUUGAUACAACAAAUGGGUUUGGAAAUAGCUCGACAAGAAUCAGAAGUGUCAAAAAAACAUAGAAGGCUAUUUUGCUAUGAGGAUGCUCCUGAAGUACUAAAUAGAGAUAUGGUAUAAGUCCUUUUGAUUUACCUUUUCCCUUUUCUCACAAUGCAAAUGUAAUUAAUUUUUUCCCAUUAUGUUUGAUUUGUCAUUUUAAUGUUGAAGAUGAU